Molecule: messenger RNA, 675 nt
Organism: Cynocephalus volans (Philippine flying lemur)
Lineage: Eukaryota; Metazoa; Chordata; Mammalia; Dermoptera; Cynocephalidae
Gene: FNDC9
Product: fibronectin type III domain containing 9
Exons: 1
Coding region: 1-675 (224 amino acids)
Molecular function (GO): protein binding
Source: RefSeq, a predicted model, not a curated record
AUGAACAUCGAGGUUGGGAACGUUUCUUACACAGGAGCCAUCAUCUCCUGGUCGUCCUCGGAACCCUGCCUGGAGGACUAUUACCAUGUUAUGUACAGGCCUAACUGGAAUAGCAUCUUCUCUGGCUAUCUUCGCUACAGCUUCCACCACGAAGAGAAGGUGCCAAGAACAAUCAGCUCCGUGGUGCUGGAACAUCUCGCCCCUUCCACUCUCUACUUCCUGUGCAUCAGCUGUGAGAAGGCUGCCUUCCCCUACAAGCCCUACUGCACCAUGUUCCACACCCUGGAUAAGAGUCCCCUGGCUGCUGGAAGCUCCCUGGUGGACCCCCAAAUCUCCCUUUGGGUGCUAAUGGCCAUUCUGCUGGCCUGCUUCACAGCUGUCUUGGCCUUCAUCUGUCUCCAGUUUUGGUGCAUCCGUUGUCAUGAGCCUCGAUGGUCGUACAGAGCUGGCCACGUGGAGGAAGCCAAUGGCUUGGUGAGAUGGCCCGAGGAGUCCCCGGUGCUUGGUCAGAGGGAGGAAGACCUGCAGGGGCUCCCCCUGGUGGAGCUUCCACGCAAGAAUUCCAUAGUCGGAGCUGAACCAGAAGCUGAAGCCGACCACGAUGCACCUGAUGUGGGCGUCUUACAGCAGGAGGGUGGCGUGCAGCUUGCUAUACUGCCUCAUCGCGGGGAGUGA